Molecule: messenger RNA, 363 nt
Organism: Suillus subaureus
Lineage: Eukaryota; Fungi; Basidiomycota; Agaricomycetes; Boletales; Suillaceae
Exons: 1
Coding region: 1-363 (120 amino acids)
Source: RefSeq, a predicted model, not a curated record
AUGACACCUAAUCACCCAUACUGGUAUGCCCACAUAUUGGGUAUUUACCAUAUGGAAACUUGGAUCAACAACAGAGCCCAACCCAUUCAGCAGCACCUCGAGUUUCUCUGGGUCAGGUGGCUGGCACUGUUACAGAACUACAAAUCCAGCAUGAAACAUGCUCGUCUUCCAAAGGUUGCAUUUGUGGAUGAAACAGACCCUGACACAUUUGGGUUUCUUGAUCCAGGGCAAGUGGUUCGAGGGGCUCACCUGAUUCCUGUGUUCGCCUCAGAGCAUGGUACAAGCUGGCUUCGGUAUGGGAGAUCAUUAGUGCACCAUGGGGGGGAGCUAGAUGACUGGGAAGAGUAUUACGUCAGCAUGUGA